AAAAAAAAAAUAAAAUAAAAGAAAGAGAGAGAGAGAGAGCGAAAAUGGAGAUCAGAGUGAAAUGCAGGUGCGGCAAUGGCGGAUGCUCAGAAUGGGCGAUCGUGGAGCUCCAGGGCGUGGUGGAGAGCCAGGUGUCAUCCAUCGGAACACGCAUCGAAGGCCUCGAGAUCGGCAACCUCUGCCGCUCAUCCUCUUCCUCGCAAGAAACCUACACCUUCACCAUUGGCUACCACGAGCUCUCCGGUUCCAAAAUUGCCCUCAAGAAACCCUUGCUGGUUCUCAAGAAACACAAGAAUGAUGAUGAUGAUGAGGAGAUGAAGAAUCCAAGGGUAGAAUUGGAAGUCAUUGGCAUUGUUCGCCAUCGAAUCCUCUUCAAGAACCGCCCUAAAGCCCUGAUUUCAAGGCCACAAUGCAAGGAGAAAAAGUCGGCUUCAUAGACUGAUUUUGUCUACUAUAUUCUCAUGCCCAAGUUAUGCAACAAAGUAUUUGUUAGUUGUUAAAUUGAAACAUUUUAUGCAUAUUAAAUAAUACAAUGGAUGGCUACGAAAAGCAAGGGUUAUGUA
This is a messenger RNA of Dioscorea cayenensis subsp. rotundata (Guinea yam), 563 nucleotides long. RefSeq lists its product as uncharacterized. The record is from RefSeq and is a predicted model, not a curated record. Gene Ontology annotation, cellular component: Ctf18 RFC-like complex. The transcript has 2 exons. Gene Ontology annotation, biological process: mitotic sister chromatid cohesion. Bases 45 to 437 code for a protein of 130 amino acids. NCBI's taxonomy places the organism in Eukaryota, Viridiplantae, Streptophyta, Magnoliopsida, Dioscoreales, Dioscoreaceae.